AGGACUUGCAAUCCUGCUGGCGCGCUGAACGGGUAGCUGCACGUGCCUUUCACAUGACAGGAUGAAGUGAAUGAAAGGGCAAACGGCGGACCCCGCAAAAUCGUGCAUAUCCAGUAAGCCAAGUGACGUGGAAAGGCGGCGGAAACAGCUGUCAAAUCGAACAUGACAGCAACAUCCUCAGUUCAUCCUCCGGCAUCAAGCAACUCGGCCAAGACUCCGAUCAAGUUGAAGGUGGCCAUGGCGCAGACUGUCGCCGCCGACGAGCAACUGAUCGAAUUGCAAACCAAGCUAAAGCGAGCCGAGACCUCUGCUCGCUAUGCCAAAGCGCAGUAUAACGCGGCUUGUGAAGCCAGCAACGCCCGUCUAGAAGAGGCCAAUAAGCAACGAGGAGUCCUCUUCGAUCUUCUGAAGAACCAAGUGCAAGGCAGUGCACUAUGGGACGCAAAGAUUGCGAAGCAACUGGCCGAGAACAGAUCUCAAAUCGCCGCAGGACUUGUCAUCACCUCCAGGAGCGAGCUCGAAGAUCUAGAACGGGAGAGAGACGCUGCGAAGCAAGCACUCGAUGAGUAUACUCGCGACUCGAGAUCAUUCAGGCUGGCGCGUGAAGCGAGGGCAAGAAGGGAGGCAGCGGAGCAGAGGCAAAGAGAGCUGAGGGCGAAAGAGACAUCGCCAGCUCCACGAUCCUCGCCGAUUAAGUCGCCUGCAGCAGAGAAGCAGCAGCGAGACUUCAGAGCGAAAGAGGCGUCUCCAUCAGCACGAAAAUCUCCGAUCAGGCAAUCCUCAGUCGAAGAGCCGAAGAAAAAUGUCACUCCUGGAUCAAGUCAGCAGCAAUUUUACGACUUCCUCGUCCGACAUUGUCAACCAAAGACACCACAGGAUGAGCGCCCCAGGCCGGAAACAUUCGACCGCAAGCCCCCAACCCCGGUCCGAAGUCACCCAAAGCGCGCUCCCUUACCAGCACUUCCGCCGAAGUCACCGGCAGAGAUCUAUCGAGACUGGCACGAACAGACCAAGCUCGCCUUUGCUGACUACAGCACGUUGACCACUUUUCCGGCGCCACCGCCGCCCCAGUCGCCAUGCCGCAAGAUUCCAUGCGCGACAUCAGUGUCAAGAUCUCAGCUCGGCAUUUGCAUCGACGACAUUGAAAAGGCUUUCAAAACGCUCGACCUGCCUUCGAUGAAAGAGGAGAGGGCACGCUGGCAUCCUGAUCGCUUUGUGAGGUGUACGGAGAAGGACAAGAUGCAAGCCAUGGCGAAAGAGGUAUUCCAGGUUGUGGAUGCGAUGUAUCGGAAGGAGAAGGACAUGCGCAGCCUGUAGGGAAUGGUGUCUUCAUGUGGUUUGUGGCGUGGACAUGCAGAAGUGGCUGCAAAGAGAGAUCGUCUCGGGUGACCGCUGGCGAUCUUCCUACAGCGGGAUGUUGAAGUCAGCCCCAAGACCAGAGGGCUGUGUCAGCGAAAUACAUAUGUAGGAGGUAGUGUAGACCUGUAUACCCGUGUGCAACAUGAAUGGAAGCGACCACGGCCGGCUCCUCCCCAC
Molecule: messenger RNA, 1536 nt
Organism: Cercospora beticola
Lineage: Eukaryota; Fungi; Ascomycota; Dothideomycetes; Mycosphaerellales; Mycosphaerellaceae
Source: RefSeq, a predicted model, not a curated record